AUGAAAAAGUCAUAUUCAUAAAAUAAUUCAGGACCUUUUGAUUUUCCAGAAGUUAAUAAACCCAGGUUCGAACCUUAACUUCAUAAAAUCAGUGCAAGCACUCAGUAAAAGGUUGUAAUAUAGAAAUUGACUAAUUCUCUCAAUAAUAAUAAAAUUGUUACACAAUCAACAGAAUUACCUCAGACAAUUAGAAGUUAAAUUUAAAAGCCUUUAAUUAAUUCAGAACGAUUUAUGUUUGAUUUAGAUGCUUCAAUGGUUUAUAUUCAUAGAGAAAAAAUAAGUUAAUUUGAAGAACUUGAACAAUAAAGGAUUCUAUAAUUAUUAAAGGAUGUGCAAUCAAAAGUUCCUUAAGUAAAUGAUAAAGUAAAUCAUUUCAUAGGAUUAGCAGGAUAGUUCGAAAAUGAAAAAGUCAAUCCAUUAGUGAAUUAAUUCAUAAAAAUAGUUGAAUAAUUAUUGUAAAUUUUGGAUGAGAAAACAAAGGAAAUGAAAGAAUAUUAAUUUGCAUUAAAGCAAAGCAGAGAGCAAGUGUAAAAUAAUAGUAGGUUGAUUGAAGAUUAAUCACAGAUGAUAAAAUAUAUGGAAAGUCAAAAUUAAAAUGCUAAAAAUGUGACCAGAACCUUUUAGAGAUCUAAUGAAUUGGCUGUAAUAAACGUUUAGCUUGAGAAGAAAGUUGAACUUUUGAAUUAAAAUUUAUAAUUUUUAAUGAAUCAAAACAAAGAUAGUUUAGCCACUCAAUUAUAAUAGAAAAUUGAUUAACUAAAUAAAACUAUUGAGGAACAACAAAAUAAAUUAUAUGAUGAUAACAAUAAAGAGAUUUAAUUGUCACAAUAAAUAUAGGCUCUCAAAUCAACCGAAUUUAAACAUUAAAUUCAACUUAAGAAAUUAGAAGAUAAAAUCUAAGAUUAUGAAAUAAAACUAAAAGAGUUAACUUUUUAGGCUUCAUACUCUAAAGAAUAAAAGGAUCAAUAUCGAGAACUAUAUUAUAUGACAUAUGAAGAUUUAUAGAUGAAUAAAUUGAAUACUCAAAUGGAAAGAAAACAAAUGCAAAGGAGUUUUGAAAAAAUUAGAAUGCUAUAAGAUAGGAUAGAUGAAAUGACAGUCAAAAGAAGUAAAGAAGUGGAUGCUCCUUUUUAAAGCAGAGUUGAAGGUGAUAUGGUCUAAUUAUAAGCAAUUACCAAGAUUUUAGAUGAAGAUCACGUAUUUUAAAGGUAUAUGAUGAGUAGUUUCCUAAAGAAUGUCCAAGAGUAUGAUUCAAAAUUAGUAGAUGCAUAUGUUGAUGUGAAAAGGCUAGUUGUAGGCAGAGAUGAAGAAGCAGAAUUAUAAACAUUAAGAUAUAAUUAUCCACCAUUCACUCUAUUUCUGGAAAAGAGGAUUGUCGAUUAGGAAACUUAAUAUUUAUAAAUAAGACCAAUCUCUAAUAAUUUUAUGGGUCUACUUAGAGCUAUUUUGGAUGGCAUGCACAUUGAAUUUCAAAAAAACACUUGCAUUUCUUUUUAAAGUUAUGUAAUUUCUUGGUUAAGUACAUUCACAAUUGAGAAUCAUCAAGUUAUAAUAUUUCCGGAUGAUACAAAAAGAGUCAAGAUAGAAGAGUAAUUGCACACUUUUUAUCUAGAUUUGAUGGUACCUAGAUUAGAUAAAGUUUGGGAAGUAGUACAAUUUAGACAUUUUUUAAAUGACAUCUAUUCAUUAGAGGAAUUAUAUUUCUAUCUUCAUGCUCGCUUUCUGUUGAGAAGGGGACCUUGGAUGGAAACCUUUGAUGCAAUAUAUGGUGUAGUCCAUUAUAUGAAAGUACAAUAAGCAGAAUCCAUAAUACUCAGGUUUUUAGAAUAAUUUGAUAAAAUCAAUUAAACUUUAGUAAUAAGAGCAGUAAAUGAGCGAAUCGUAGAAGGAAAAAAAGAUAGAAAAUUAAUAUAAACUGGCUUUGUAUUAUAGUUACUGUUGGAAAUUUUCAGAAUAGAUCGAAUGAAUAGAUACAAAAUUCUAUCUUUUGCGUUUCCAGCAUAACCCAUAACCUUUAAAUAGUUUCAUAAGUUUGUGAGGGGAAAUUUUUCAAAAUGUACUGAAGGCGAGACUGCUGAUUUAUGGAGGGAAGUCUAUAUGAUUUCAAAUGGUAUUCCAAAUUUGAAUUCGUUUUUCACUGCUGCUUAAUCCCUAUUUAUCAAGUCUCUAAUUCUCCCUGCAAUAUAUACUCUUCCUCUUUUGGAUUCUAAUAAAAAAUUAGCCUUUGAUGAAUUAAACUUCACUACAAUGAAAAUCUAAGAAUAAAUGAAAGAACUUGCCGAUUCUGAGUUGGAUGUUCUCAAAACAUUAAUUCCUACAAUUUAUUAGGAAGAAAUGCUCAGAAUAAUAAAAUAAUUAUUACCAAAAAAUUAAAUUCAAUUUGUUAAUCCUCUAGAAUAUAUAUUUAAAUUUAUGAAGCUAAUCCUCACAUUGAAAUAUAAUACUAUUCUAGCAGAUGGUCUAGAAGAAGAUGGUGUAAAUAGAAAAGGUUUUAUCACUGAAACAUUUACUUAAUUUAUCACUUAAGAGAUUAAUGAUUUGAAUAAAAUUACUUAUAAAAAGCAAUCGUUUAUGUCAGAUUAAGAAAUUAGAAUAUCCAGACUACAAAAAUUUGCCAAGAAAAAAGUAAAAAAAAUUUAUGUUAUCAUGUCAUCUGUAUUACAAUCAAGAAUUAAAUAAUGA
Messenger RNA from Paramecium tetraurelia, 2682 nucleotides. RefSeq lists its product as uncharacterized. NCBI's taxonomy places the organism in Eukaryota, Ciliophora, Oligohymenophorea, Peniculida, Parameciidae. The transcript has 3 exons. The record is from RefSeq and is a predicted model, not a curated record.